UCGUGUUUUUUAAGUACUGCUUGGUCAAAAACCGCGUAUACCACACCACUCCAAACUACAAUGCUAGAUUUCAAAGAUCAGGGUGCUGCUUCUGCAAUAGUUGCUCCACUGACACUUGUUUAGGAAUCUUGGUUUUUAGCUUAGAUUAAUGGACUUUUCCCACCAUCCUUUAUUGCUACUUCACUCAUUGGUUCCAUCCAGCUAAAUGAGUAAAGGCAACUUGAUGUAUAGUAUAUGAAACCAAGAUAUAUGAGAUUUGUUUCCACAUUAUGGAAGGAAAAGUGGGCCAUUUUUUCAGUUGUACCUCCAUUAGCUUUUGGAUAUGUUUCAAGUAGUGCUGUAUUAUCACAACUAGGUUUGCCAGGAAAGGGAUUGUCAUGUUUAGAUGACCUCAAAAAUAGGUUUCUUGUUAUGAUUCAGAGAACCGAGUUUUUCUUCUAUGCAGUGACAAAAUUUGUUUGGAAAGAGUCAAGGUUUGUGGCGUCAACUAUUAGCUGGUUUUUUAUUAUAAAUGCUUCUUUCAAUUCAUCUUCAUUCUUCCAUAUAUCAGUAUCUAGUAUUUGAUCUAUAGCAAUGGCAUCUAAAAGUAUCAGUUUGGCAAUAGUCAUAACUUGUGCUGUUCUAGUGACUGUUCUAUCGGAAGAAUCAAGCUUAGAAGUUCAGAUUGAGGCUUUGAAGGCUUUUAAGAGUUCCAUAAGAAAUGAUCCAUUUGGAGCACUUGCGGACUGGACUGACAGCACUCACCACUGCAACUGGUCUGGUAUUGUUUGUGACCCUUUAUCAAAUCAUGUCAUUUCUAUUUCUUUGCUUGAGAAGCAGCUCAAAGGUGAAAUCACACCAUUCCUUGGAAACCUGACAAGCCUCCAGGUUCUUGAUUUAACUUCGAAUUCCUUCACUGGCCACAUUCCAGCUCAGCUGGGACUUUGCUCCCAGCUCUCUCAGCUUGUUCUUUAUACAAAUUAUCUUUCAGGUCCAAUUCCACCAGAACUCGGAAACCUCGAAAAUCUACAGGUACUAGAUUUAGGGGGAAACUUUUUGAAUGGAAAUAUCCCUGAAAGUAUUUGCAACUGCACAUCAUUGAUAGGAAUUGGUGUCAUUUUUAACAAUCUCACCGGCACAAUCCCAUCAAACAUGGGUAAUCUAGCUAAUCUUCAAAUUUUGGUUCUGUAUGGGAACAAUUUGGUUGGUUCUAUCCCUGUGUCCGUUGGUAAGUUGGAAUCUUUGCAAGCUUUAGACCUAAGUCAAAACCGAUUGUCUGGAGUAAUACCUCAUCAGAUAGGGAACUUGUCAAAUUUAAAGUAUCUUCAGUUGUUUGAAAAUUCCCUUGUUGGAAAAAUACCCUCUGAACUAGGUCGCUGCAAAAAGCUUGUUGGUCUAGAACUAUACAUCAAUCAGCUCACUGGAAACAUUCCCACUGAGCUUGGAAACUUAGUUCACCUUGAAAGUUUGCGGUUGUACGAGAAUAGGUUAAACUCUACCAUUCCCACCUCCUUACUCCAGUUGAAAUCUUUAACCCAUUUAGGACUAUCAGAGAAUGAGUUAACUGGAACAGUACCCUAUGAGCUAGGAUCAUUGAGAUCAUUGCAAGUUUUGACCUUACAUUCAAAUAAGUUAACUGGGGAGAUUCCUUCCUCAUUGACAGACUUGACAAAUCUAACGUACUUGUCUAUGAGCUUCAAUUUCCUCACAGGGAAGCUUCCAUCUGAUAUUGGAUUGCUUUACAAUCUGAAGAACCUGACCUUGAGCUCCAACCUUCUUGAGGGAUCCAUUCCAUCUAGUAUCAUCAACUGCACCCAUCUUCUAGUCAUAAAUUUAUUUUCUAACAAAAUAACAGGUAAAAUUCCUCAGGGUUUCGGGCAGUUGCGAAAUCUUACUCGCCUAGUGCUUUCAAUCAAUAAAAUGUCUGGGGAAAUCCCGGAUGACCUCUUCAAUUGCUCGCAGAUCCAAACUUUAGAUUUGUCAAGGAACAAUUUUAGUGGACCGCUAAAGCCUGGUAUUGGCAAGCUUUCUAAUCUCCAGGUAUUGCAAGCCCAUACAAAUUCAUUCACAGGGCCAAUCCCACGUGAGAUUGGCAAUUUAAGUCAACUUAUCAUCCUAUCAAUUGGUGGAAAUAGUUUUUCAGGCCUAUUUCCAUCAGAAUUAUGUAAUCUUUCUCUCCUUCAAGGGCUGUACCUGAAUGACAAUGCGCUAGAGGGUGCAAUACCUGAUAAAAUAUCUGAUCUGAGACAGCUUAGUGAGCUUGCGCUGAUGUUCAAUAGGUUCGAGGGUCCCAUUCCGGAUUCAGUUUCAAAACUUAAGCAGCUCUCAUAUCUAAACCUCCAAGGCAACAUGCUUAAUGGGUCCAUUCCAAGAAGCCUGGAGCAUCUUAAUCGGCUGAUGACUUUGGAUCUCUCCCACAACCAUCUCACAGGAUCAAUACCUGGAUCUGUGAUCGCGAGUAUGAAAGGCAUGCAGAUAUAUCUGAACUUCUCAUACAAUAUCUUCUAUGGAACUCUUCCAGAUGAGCUUGGUAUGUUGGAAAUGGUACAGGCUAUUGAAAUCUCAAACAAUAAUCUUUCGGGGAUCAUUCCUAAAACACUAAGUGGCUGCAGAAAUUUGUUCUCUCUUGAUCUGUCAGGGAACAAACUUUCUGGUCCAAUUCCAGCUGAAGCUUUUACUCGAAUGUAUACGCUUACUAGCUUGAACCUUUCGAGGAAUAAUUUAGACGGUGGAAUCCCUGAAGACCUAGCAAGUCUAAAGCACCUCAACUCCCUGGACCUUUCUCAGAAUCAGUUGAAGGGCAUUAUCCCUGAGUGCUUUUCUAAUCUUUCCUCCCUGAAACAUCUGAACCUUUCUUUCAAUAAACUUGAAGGCCAUGUUCCAGAUACUGGAAUCUUUCGACGCAUAAACACUUCCAAUUUGAUGGGAAACCCAGAUCUAUGCGGAACUGAAUUCCUCAGGUCCUGCAGACAGACGAGUUCACAUCAGCUAUCCAAGACGAUCGUGUUAGUUCUUGUGGUACUUGGAUCUAUAUUUCUACUUUUGCUUCUAGUGUUUGGAUUUAUAAUCCUCAAAUGGCAUACCAAGUUAUGCAAAUCAAAAGGGGUUGAAAAUCCUGAAUCAGAUUACACGCCAGCAUUGAUCCCAUUGAUCCUCGAGAGGUUUGAAACAAGGGAAUUAGAAAAUGCUACCAGUUUCUUUAAUGAAAACAACAUUAUCGGAGCCAGCAGUUUGAGCACUGUGUACAAGGGUCGACUAGAAGAUGGGAGGAUUGUAGCUGUGAAAAAGCUGAAUUUGCAUCAGUUCUCUAAAGAGUCUGAUAAGUGCUUCAAUAGAGAGAUCAACACCCUGAAACAACUGCGGCAUAGGAAUUUGGUGAAGGUUCUUGGCUAUGCGUGGGAGAGUGGAAAGCUAAAGGCCUUAGUUCUGGAAUACAUGGAGAAUGGGAACUUGGAUACCAUUAUACAUGACCCUAAUGUGGAUCAGUCAAGGUGGACUUUGUCAGAGAGAAUCAGAGUUUUCAUUUCCAUUGCAACUGGGUUGGACUACUUGCAUUCGGGUUAUGAUUUCCCAAUAGUUCAUUGCGACAUGAAGCCUUCUAACAUUCUUCUGGAUGGAGAUUGGGAGGCCCAUGUGAGCGACUUUGGAACUGCUCGAAUCUUAGGUGUUCACCUUGAAGAUGGAAGCAGCCUUUCCUCGUCAUCAGCAUUUGAGGGCACUAUCGGCUACUUGGCACCAGAGUUUGCGUAUAUGACAAAAGUCAGUACCAAAGUAGACAUAUUCAGCUUUGGUACAAUUGUCAUGGAGUUUCUAACAAAACGAAGGCCAACGACACUCACAGAAGAGGAUGGAUUGCCGAUCAGUUUGAGGCAAUUGGUGGAGAAAGCUCUUGAAAAUGGAAUGAAGGAGGGUCUUCAUCACAUUCUGGACCCCAUGCUCGUGCAGAGUAUAGCUAAGGAGCAUGAGGAAGUGCAGGAGGAGCUACUAAAACUAGCAUUGUUUUGCACCCACCCAAAUCCUGAGGAUCGACCCGACAUAAAUGAGGUUUUGUCUAUCCUUCUGAAGCUUAGCAAGCGCAAUUAGCACCAAAACAAGUGCUAGCAGUGCUCUCUUGCUCAUGAAGAUUAUAACAAUGGUUUGCAAUAACACUCUGAUGCUGUUGCCCCUUAGAUAACAGAAAGGGUCUACAUGCAGAAUGAGUGCAAUAUCAUCAGCCCUGCAUGUAUGCUUAUAUUAGCAUUAUAGCUUGAUCUACACAUUACUGUUUGAUUUAGUGAUGGAAUAAAGAUGAGGAAGUGUAAAACACUUUAGUAUGAUUGGUUGUUAGAAUGAAAUCCUUAAGUACUUUUUGUUUA
Carya illinoinensis is the source of this 4334-nucleotide messenger RNA. Its product is annotated as LRR receptor-like serine/threonine-protein kinase FLS2. The transcript is spliced from 2 exons. Gene Ontology annotation, biological process: protein phosphorylation. The coding region runs from base 574 to 4062 and encodes 1162 amino acids. Lineage: Eukaryota; Viridiplantae; Streptophyta; Magnoliopsida; Fagales; Juglandaceae. The record is from RefSeq and is a predicted model, not a curated record. Gene Ontology annotation, molecular function: ATP binding; protein kinase activity; protein binding.